Microstroma glucosiphilum is the source of this 425-nucleotide messenger RNA. RefSeq lists its product as hypothetical. The transcript has 4 exons. The coding region runs from base 15 to 425 and encodes 136 amino acids. The record is from RefSeq and is a predicted model, not a curated record. NCBI's taxonomy places the organism in Eukaryota, Fungi, Basidiomycota, Exobasidiomycetes, Microstromatales, Microstromataceae.
GUUUCGAUUCUCGAAUGACUUCGACACCCAAUCAGCCAGACCGCGUCAAAGGAGCAGAGCCCAACCCUCGUGAUGAUGUUUUGCGACUACGGGAGGAUCUCACACUUCUGAAGGACAAGUACGCUGAAGAGCUUGACGACGUUCUCCAAGCAAAGGAGAUUCUUCAGGCAGCAAAGCGCAACCUUGAGCAACAGAACCAAGAGCUCCACGAGGCGAACGAAGAGUUCUUCCUGGAGAAUGAGCAGCUUCGAGCGGAAAGAGACGAGGCCAAAGAAGCUCUUGAGGCUCUCGAGGGGAGAACUUUGACUCUCGAAGAAGCACAGACACCUGGCGCUCAGGAAGAAAAUCUCUCGCCGCUGCCCUUGCCUCACUCGGACGCUGGCGAGUCACCCUGUAGAAAGAGGCCUCGUCGCACCGAGACUUGA